This is a messenger RNA of Miscanthus lutarioriparius, 1164 nucleotides long. The record is from the annotation of a GenBank genome assembly. Lineage: Eukaryota; Viridiplantae; Streptophyta; Magnoliopsida; Poales; Poaceae.
AUGUCAUCACAGACUGGAGGUGGCAGAGGCAGUGACGCCGGCUCGGUGCAACGCGGGCAGAUGCAGAGUUUGGCAAGACAAGGGUCUUUAUACAACCUUACCCUCGAUGAGGUGCAGAACCAUUUGGGGGAGCCAUUGCUUAGCAUGAAUUUUGAUGAGCUCCUGAAGAGUGUGUUUCCUGAUGGUUUAGAUCCAGAUGGUGCUGUUACAGGCAAGCCUGAUCCGACGUCGAGCCUGCAGCGACAGGGGAGCAUCAUGAUGCCUCCGCAGCUGAGCAAGAAGACUGUUGACGAGGUGUGGAAGGGCAUCCAGGGUGGACCAGAGACCAGUGUUGCGGCGGAUGGUCGGCAGAGGCGAGAGAGGCAGCCAACGCUUGGGGAGAUGACACUUGAGGACUUCCUGGUCAAAGCUGGGGUUGUUACAGAAGGACUUAUGAAGGAUUCGGCUGAUUUGCCAAGCAAUAUGGAUACAGUUGGCAGCAGUGUUGUUGUGGCUGGUGCUUCUAGUUUGAACCCUGGAGCACAGUGGUUGCAGCAGUACCAACAGCAAGCUUUGGGGUCCCAGCAACCGAGUUUGGCGGGUUCAUACAUGGCUAGUCAGUUGCACCCUCAGCCAUUGUCUAUUGCUACAGGUGCUAUUUUGGAUUCGAUUUACUCUGAUGGCCAGAUUACUUCGCCAUCAUUUGGUGCACUUUCGGACUCUCAGACACCUGGGCGCAAGCGCGGUGCCUUAGGGGAGGUAGUGGAUAAGGUGGUUGAAAGAAGGCAGAAGAGGAUGAUAAAGAAUAGGGAAUCAGCUGCACGAUCAAGAGCGAGAAAGCAGGCUUACACUAAUGAACUUGAAAACAAGGUGUCCCGUCUAGAAGAGGAGAAUGAGAGGCUAAAGAAACAGCAGGAGUUGGAUGAGAUACUGAGCUCUGCUCCUCCCCCAGAACCCAAGUAUCAAUUCAGGAGAACGGAUCGCGAUGGCGCGGCGUCGGCGUCGGGAGAGCGGCUCCGGUUCCAGCUGUGGAAGCUGCUGCGGGUCGCGGACGCAAGGGCAGUGGCGGGUACACAGCCGCUGAACGCUGCUGCUGCCACGGCGGCAGGGGAGAGUCGCUGCGUCGGCGUCGGGGCAAGCCUGAAGAAGCAGACGCCGAGCAAGUCGAAUCCGAGGCAGAAUUAG